Fusarium venenatum is the source of this 489-nucleotide messenger RNA. Lineage: Eukaryota; Fungi; Ascomycota; Sordariomycetes; Hypocreales; Nectriaceae. The record is from RefSeq and is a predicted model, not a curated record.
AUGUGUGUAGCCGUUGCUCCUGUUCCCAUCACCUCUCUCUUAGCAGAAGCUAUCAGGGCCAUUCUUACCAAAUAUGGACCAGAUGUGGCACAAUGGGCGCUCAGUAUGAAGCGCAGCGACACAACAGAGGUACACGAUGGAGGAGAUCCAGCGAUUCACAUCGAAUUUGCACAAUAUCAUCGAACGAAAGAGAUCCGCGUGGUACCUGGCGCUUUCAACUCGACCCCGAACUUCAUAAGUUACUUCCAGGUUGCAGCGCUGGGUGCGAUACCUCUUGCGAUACUGGAAGUAGGUCAAGCCAUUCGACCAGUUGGUGCAAGCCUCGAGUCCAUAAGAUCGGAACUUGCCAUUGCGAACGUUUCGAAUAUUCAAGGCUGGGGUGAAGGUGGCUUUGGUAGCUAUAUCCAUCGCUUCGUUCAGAACGAGAUGUUGGCCUUUGAUGACACUGGGGUUGAUCAAGACGAGACGCACCACUACUUCUAUGUUUGA